UGCCCCAUCGUUGGUGUCAGUGGGAGGAAUAGUGCCCCAUCGUUGGUGUCAGUGGGGGGGAGGAAUAGUGCCCCAUCGUUGGUGUCAGUGGGGGGAGGAAUAGUGCCCCAUCGUUGGUGUCAGUGGGGGGAGGAAUAGUGCCCCAUCGU
This is a messenger RNA of Staurois parvus, 149 nucleotides long. NCBI's taxonomy places the organism in Eukaryota, Metazoa, Chordata, Amphibia, Anura, Ranidae. The record is from the annotation of a GenBank genome assembly.